Molecule: messenger RNA, 219 nt
Organism: Bursaphelenchus xylophilus (pine wood nematode)
Lineage: Eukaryota; Metazoa; Nematoda; Chromadorea; Rhabditida; Aphelenchoididae
Source: the annotation of a GenBank genome assembly
AUGGCAGCCGCCGCCUUCUCGAUCGCCGACUUCUCGCCGCCAUCCUUCAUUAGAAUCCACGAAAAAGGGAUUAGUUUUGAACGCGGUGGAAGGAGGAAUGAAAGUCCACCACCGGGGCUUACUUUCAAUCUUCCACUGGAGAAGAUUGGAGGAAAACAUAACGGUUUCGAGGGGAAAGCAAUCCGCCCACAUCCUAGAGCAUAUCCUGGAGCCUGCUGA